GAUGAAUCUUCUGCAAAAAACAGCUGAAUUGUACCACAUGUAUUUCAUAUAAAUAACGUCAAUUUAUAAAGCGGGUCAGUACUUAGUAUACACCCUUUAUAUCAAAGGCCUUCAGUAUCAAUUAAUUCAGCAAAUAUAUUGACCCAAAAAUGUGGUCCCGGUCAUUGUAUUUGCUAAAUAAAUUCAUAAUGAAGGCCUCUGAUAUAUUCUGAAGUAUAUAGGCUGAAAGAGCAUCAUUUUUAUACAAAAUGCGUGAUCAAAUAAUAGUUUACCACUAAAGUUAACGAAACGGCAGGCAAAUCGUUUACCGGAACCAGAAAAAUUUUUUGGUCCCGGUGCUCAUCUCUAAAUUUAAGUGAUGCAAAAUUUGUUUUAGAAAUCACCUGCAAAUGUUACUAACGAUUUAAUAUUACGAAGACUAUUCGAGAUGAUAGUAGAAAAUUUAGAUGAAUUUGUUUAUUAUCCUAUACCAAAAAAUAUGGAAUACAUGAGAUGUCAACUAACCAGAGAUAAUCAAGGUUUAGAUAAAUAUUUUCUUCCAACAUAUUAUUUACAUGCUGAACGAAACGAUGGAAAAAAGUAUCUUAUAUUGACUGCUCGUUGUAAACUACGGAAAUAUGGUACAGCAAGUUAUGUACUAGCGACAGAUAUUACAAAUACACUGAAAGAUGAAGAACCAUUUAUAGGAAAAUUUCGUGGAAAUAAUAUGCAAGAUAGUGAAUUUGUUGUUUAUGACAAUGGUGUAAAUCCAAAGCAUAUAAAAAAUAACCAAGAACAACUUCGACGACGACGACGACAAAUGGCCGCUACCAUUUAUGAAACAAAACUUCUGGGUUUGAAAGGAUCAAGAAAAAUGACUGUUCUUAUUCCAAAUAUGACUGAAAACGAUCAACGCAUUGAAGUUCAACCUCAAAAUGAGAAAGAAGGUUUAAUUGAAAGAUGGAAACAUUCAGAGAUGAACAAUAUUUUAGAAUUACAUUCUAUCAUUACAGAAUCAAAUUCAAAUAAUUUAAAAUUUAAUGAUAGACAAGAGUUAAAAGAAUCAACAAAAAAUUUUCAAAUUGUAUGGACUAAGGAUAGUACUCAGGGUAAGACUUCAUCGUGA
This is a messenger RNA of Didymodactylos carnosus, 1105 nucleotides long. The record is from the annotation of a GenBank genome assembly. Lineage: Eukaryota; Metazoa; Rotifera; Eurotatoria; Philodinida; Philodinidae.